This is a messenger RNA of Moesziomyces antarcticus, 1032 nucleotides long. RefSeq lists its product as uncharacterized. The transcript has a single exon. NCBI's taxonomy places the organism in Eukaryota, Fungi, Basidiomycota, Ustilaginomycetes, Ustilaginales, Ustilaginaceae. Gene Ontology annotation, cellular component: preribosome, large subunit precursor. The coding region runs from base 1 to 1032 and encodes 343 amino acids. Gene Ontology annotation, biological process: maturation of 5.8S rRNA; maturation of LSU-rRNA. The record is from RefSeq and is a predicted model, not a curated record.
AUGGCCGCCGCCAAGUUUGCACAGGGCGGGUCCAAGAUGACCAUGAGGGCGACCAAGGCCGGCUCGUCAUCUGCAGGUCCGGCUCGCCGCUCAGGCCCACGCGGAUCCGCAUCGAACCGAGGCAGCAAGAAGCCGGCUGCUGCAGCUCAAGAUGCGAGCGAUUCGGACGAGGCGGUGCAAGACGACCAGAUCUCGCUCGAAGGCGACGAGGACGAGGUGGACGACGACGAACCCGACACCGAGGACGAGAUUGAGGCAGCUAAAGGAGCUGGCGCCAAGAGCAAGAAGACUGCCAAGCGCAAGCGCAGGGCCACCUCGCCCACUUCGUUCGGUAAUGCGCUCGAGGGUCUGCUCGGCAUCGCGCCCUCGACAUCAGCAGCCACGCUCGACACGCUCGAAGAAUCGGACGAGGACGAGAAUGCAGCGGAGAAGGCAAGCCGUAAGAAGGCGAAGCAGACUUCCACCAAGGCCGAGGCUCAGGUUCCUGCGAUUCUGUCGCUGGCGCCGCAUCUGCGUCGAUCGGCCCAGUCGACAUCGCUCAGUGCACGUGCGGCACGCAUCGCGCUCGAGCAGAAGCGUCGCCGCGAAGAGCGCUGCCACGUCAAGGACGUCAUCGGUGGCUGGGGCGCGCCAGGCGUGCUGCCACCCAUGGAGGACGAGGACGGCAACAUCAUCGAGACCGCGCCCGCCACAGGUGACGAGGCUGAACGGCUGCAAGAGUUCGUCACGCAGGGCGGCAGCACGGUCUACGAGCGCAAGCUGCGAAAGGUGGCUCAGCGCGGUGUGGUCAAGCUGUUCAACGCCAUUCGCGCAGCACAGACCACCACCGAGGACGAUCUAGAGGAGGUCGAGGCAAAGCAGAGUGCAGCCAAGGGCGCCGCCAAGGCUUCUUCGGUAGCAUCGUCAGCGCCCGGCAAGAAGGCGGGUCUGGCAAGCAAGGAUGCGCGUCUGGCCGACCUGAGCAAGUCCAACUUCCUCGACCUCAUCAAGAAGGGCUCCAAGCCCAAGUCCAGCAGCGUGGCCGCCAAGUGA